Messenger RNA from Dermatophagoides farinae (American house dust mite), 699 nucleotides. Lineage: Eukaryota; Metazoa; Arthropoda; Arachnida; Sarcoptiformes; Pyroglyphidae. The record is from RefSeq and is a predicted model, not a curated record.
AAAAAAAAAAUAACUCCAUCAGUAAUGGAGCUAAUGUUGAUUGUUGUCAUCAUCAAAUUCUAUAUACUUGACACACAUCUUUCUCUCCAUAGGAUGUCUUUAGAUUUUUCCGAAAUAAAAACAACUAUAUUAGUUAUUUUGAUAGUAGUAUUUCUAUUAUGUCUAAGAACAUUCAUCAAAUCAAAUGUUAAACCAUUAUUUUGGAUAGGUAUAAUGGCAGCAACCGGUGUUACAAUUUAUUAUGGUAUUGAAGAAUUAAAAGAAUUUGCUGAAAAGAAACAUAUUCAAGAAUCAUUACAAACGUUGUCAAAUGAACCACCACCAUCGACCACCGCCACCACUACUGUUGAACCACAAAUUAAUCAAAAAGAAUGUGAAGAAAUUUUCAUUAGACGUACAUCAAAAAUGAUUGGCAAAUGUUGUCUUGAUUUAAAUGAUUGCCAUUGUUUAAACAAUGAUCAUAAUGCACAAUUGUUAUUACGAUCAUGUCCAAAAUUGCAAGAAAAAAAUAUCGACAUUGUAUGCCGUUUUAUGGGACAACAACGGACAAUAAGAAAUGACCAACAAUUAUUAACAAGAAAAAUUCACGUUUUAAAUUCAUCAUCAUCAUCAUCACCAUCAUCACAAUGGCAACAAUCAAUUUUUCUAUUAUUGGAUACCAGCAACAAUACAGCACCAGUAUUGAUACAAAUUGCCUAG